UCUCUCUCUCUCUCUCUCUCUCUAUCUAUAAUCUAUUAUUGUACUUUCUCCUUCUAGAAGAAACUCUCUGCACUCUGCAUACUAUCUUCUCCUUCUCUUUGUUUUCCACCUUUUGUGCUUUAGUUAUGGUGACUUCGGAGGGGGUAGCAAGCGUCGAACCUUGGUUGUAUCGACAAGGUUUCAACGUGGAUUCAUGGUUGCUUCCUGAUACCUUCUCUCACGACAACGAUUUGCUCGCCAAAGCUCUCCAUAACACCGUCUCAGCACCACCACCACCACCACAUACUCUCCCUCCCUCCCUUUUCUUCGAUUCCUAUAACCCUUCCUCUAAUGUCUCUGGUGGAUCCAGUCAAGAAGUCGUCGCCGGAGGAGCUAAAAGGAAGCAUAACUGCAUCCUCGCCGAAGGUAAAGCCACGAAGCGCCGCCGCUCUCGCCCUUCCAAGAAACCUCAGACCACGUUCAUAACCGCGGAUCCGUCCAACUUCCGCCAGAUGGUUCAGCAAGUGACCGGCGCCAAGUGCAUCAACAACGAUGCUUCUUCCUCGGUGCUUUUCACUCCCAUCGUCAAGCCGGAGCCGCAUAGGCUCGUUAACAUACUUUCUGGUGCGGUUCCAACGCUAGACACAUCAGCAUUUCUAACUAACCAUCACCAGGAGAGUCUCGUUGUAGGAAAUAUCUUUUCCGGUAGCGAAAACACCGUGGGAUUACCCUCGGUGAAAGCCAAUGCAACGGUGAACGAGAGUGGUUCAGCCGCGGAGUUUGAUCCUUACCCAACGUUUCCGACGCUUGAGUCGUGGAAAGUUAUGUGAUUCCUUAUAAGUUUUUUUUUUGUAAAUUUUUUAACUCUUUUUUUAACUACUAUGCAUCUCAUUAUGAAUGAUAUUGUUCAUAGAUUUUGGUACUUAAUCA
This is a messenger RNA of Brassica oleracea var. oleracea, 909 nucleotides long. Its product is annotated as calmodulin-binding protein 25. Bases 126 to 809 code for a protein of 227 amino acids. Lineage: Eukaryota; Viridiplantae; Streptophyta; Magnoliopsida; Brassicales; Brassicaceae. The transcript has a single exon. Gene Ontology annotation, molecular function: calmodulin binding. The record is from RefSeq and is a predicted model, not a curated record. Gene Ontology annotation, cellular component: nucleus. Gene Ontology annotation, biological process: response to osmotic stress.